AUUAAAAAAAAAUUACAAUUUUUUGUAACAAAGUUAUACCAAAACUAAUAAAAAAUAAAACCUAGCUCUGUAUCUAAAUAGACAAGACAUUUUUAUUCUAUAAAAAUGUUGAAAUUUUGUAAGUACAAUAAAAAUUGUUGCUAGUUAGCUAAAAACUUGAUAGUAUAUAUUAUAGGUAGUAGGUAUACUUAAAUUUUUGUAUGGUAAGUGAGGGAUGAAUGAAGAGAACGAAUAUAUUGUACGAAGAUGAACUGCGGACAUCUGACGAGUGCCGUACUCCUUGUAAAAUAUUUCCAAUCCUGUUCCUCCUUUCGUAUUUAAUUACUUACUUCAUUAAACAGAGUUACACUUUGUUUAGACAAACAUAGUGUACCAUUGCAGAUUUUUUUCAUUAAAUAAAAUAAUACUUUGUAAAUGAACAAUUUCUUCACCAUCUGCUAAUUUUAGCCGCGAAGAUGUGUAUCAUUAUCAAGAGUUAAUUCCCUAACUACUUAAAAUUUAUUUGAGAGUUAUUUUAAACUAAACAAUAUUUUCACAAUACGUAUAACGUAUAACGAAGGUAUUUUAGAAAAAAAUCAACGAUACAUCCAUCCAUCCAUCCUAGUCCCGAAACCGCCCCCAAUGCCGCCUCUAUCCGUUCCCACGCCAUACCCUCGCGCGCGGCCGUGUGGCGGCACUCGGCGGCAUGUCCAUCACGAGCGCGGUCGCCAACGCGCACGCCGCCGCCGCGGCCGGCGCAGGCAAGAAGGCCGCGCAGGUGCAGUUGCAGGCAGAGCUGGCUACGGACGACGAGUGGAACAAGUUCUUGCUCAGAGAUGGUUUGCUCGUUGUGGACGUGUACACCGAAUGGUGUGGGCCGUGCAUCGGAAUGGUGGGCAACCUCAAGAAGAUCAAGGUGGAGAUCGGCGGAGACAACCUGCAUUUAGCGAUAGCAAAAGCUGAUACUAUAGAAUGCCUAAAAAGAUUUAGAAACCGAAGUGAACCGACGUGGAUGUUCCUGGCUGGUGGUCAGUUGGUGAACGUAGUGUUUGGCGCGGACGCACCACGGUUGGCGCGUACCAUCGUCGAGGAGCUGAAGGUGGAGGAGCAGGUGAAGAAAGGAGAAAAGGAACGAAUACAACGAGCGCCUCACGAGUUGACUCCCCCAGAACAGGAGGUAGCUUCAGCCCAAGAGAAGCUACUCCAACAGCGUCGGGAGAAGGAAGCAGUCGCGGCCGAGGAAGCGCGCCUGACGAGGAGGGAGAAACGCGCCGUCCGCCUCGAGACGCACUUCAUGGACGUAUGCCCUGGGCUCAUGAUGCCGCAUGCGCAGAAAAACCUUAGGAAAAUUUCCGAUGCUCUUGAGCCUUAUGGUGUGUUAGUAGCAGAUAAAUGUCCAUUGGUGCUAGGAAAGGACGGAGCAAGAAUUCUGGCAAUGGAGGACCCAGAGUUUGGACAGCCCGAGGCAGCCGCCGCCCUCGCUGAAAGGCCUUCACUCGCGCUGCUUCUCAAGAAAAUGCCGGACAAAGAAGGAAACGUAAUCGAAUUGGUACGUCGCGCUAUAUUCGGUGAAGGCCUGGAAGCAGAAGAUGAGGAAUCAGCCAAGAAAGUAGUUGCUGAAGAACUGAUGGCUAAUGGCGUGCCAGGGCUGUUUGUGCCAGCUGAUCGGCAUCAGAGAGCAUCUAUUUUAGACCUACUUUUCCCGAAGAUGGUAGGAGCCCUGGUGCAGCCGCCCACGCCACCGGAGCCGCCGCACCUCGCGAUGGUGUUCGGCGCGUGGCAGCGAAGAGCUAUCCUUCAAAUUGCAGCAUCACCGAAACUGGCUCCAAGAAUGCUGCGCUAUGGAUUUUUCACUGAUGCCAACAUAAAAGAACCAAAACUGCUGUGCAAAACUUUGGAAAAAUAUGAGGAACGACCUGAAAAGGAUCAUUCAGAAACUAUAGUCCUCAUGGUAGCCGUAGGAGUGGCUGAGCCACUGCUGGCGGACCCCAAGGACAUUCCGCCUGACGGGCCUCCUGACGAGCUGAUGACCCUAGGUCCGCUACACGUCAGCGAGGACACGGUGGUGGGAGCUGAGGAGUGCGAGAGGUUCUUCCCUCCAGGCUAUAGUGAACCAGAGCAUAAACCGAAACCAAAAUCUAAGAAGAAGAAAAAGAAGCGUCAGGAGACCAAAGACGAGGCAGAACAAGACGGGAGCGUAGACACGGCUAACGACACCGUCGACGAGGCAGAGGGCAACGGAGAGGGGUCCGCUGAAGGAGAAGGCGAGGAGAACGGAGAUGGAGAAGCGGAGGGCGAGGGAGAAGGGGACGCAGAGGGAGAUGAGGAAGAAGACAAGCACGUGGACAAGGCAACAUCUCCUCCGCCUACAUCAACAUAGCCUCUGUAAUAUAUCUGGUCUUCUACAAAACCUUCAAGCUCCGGACCUUGAAGAGAGUUAAUUCACUGGAUUCACCAUGAUAGACAGUUAGCAUUGUAUGGACACGACGUUAGCAAUGUUCACGCCGAUUAAGUGCGAUUUAUUGAGCCCUGCCAACCAACAACCAAUGUGAUGGGCUGUUAGAAUAGAUUUUUGUCUGUACCAAUAUUACAAAUCAAAUCCAAUGAUCCAGUGUCUGGAUCUAACCGGUUCACUCACUAGAUAUCACAAUUAGAAACACUUAGGAGCUUUCAAAAGUCUGUCAGUCGAUAUAAUUAUUCUUCUACAGAACAUGCAAAAGUUCGAACCUCGAAGGGAGUUAAUCCGCUAGGUACACACUGAUUUAAUAUCAUGCAAACAUAACAUAAUUGCGUUUAUACAGCUGUUAGAACAAAGUGCUGUUUUGGCGUCCAAACAACGCUUUGUGUCUUUAGAACAGUUUAAUCACUGGCCGGCGAUCACGCUUGAAAAAAACUCAAGCUUUUGCAAAGCUUUGGCGUUUUUGCGACAGAGUCGAAAAAUAUGUCACUAUAUUGAUUCUAAAACCCGUUUUGAAUAUAGAAUUUUUAAAACUAACAAAGGGGACCGAACAUUUUGGGUCUACCACAUUACAGAAAAUUCUUAAUAAUAAAUCAAAAUCACCAAAAAUAAUUGCUAAUAUUUUUUUGGAAAUGUGUAUUUUUGAAAUCGUGCAAUUGUAUAUUGUAUUGUAUAAUGUAGAUAUUGCCCAUAUCUUGAUUAUAUAACUAUCAAUAAAACUGAAAUUAAACCAGUCUAAAACUGAUAUUACUAUUUAUUAAAUGAUACUAAUUUGGACAUUGUAAUGGACCUUAAAUUCGGGCCCUAUAAUGUAUGAAAAAUGGUCGAUCUCCUUUGAUAUUGUUUUAAUGACCUGGCAUUUGUUAAAGCUACAAGAUUAUUAGCUGGCAUGGUGAAGAAUAUACAUACUCGUAUUGUAUUAGUGUUGGACACAGAAAGUACUGCACUGCUGAAAUAUGAUACUUCAUAUCGAUAUCAACGCAUUUUACUUUUUUGGCAAGCUGUAGGUGCCUGAAUAUACGAGUGUUACAUUUGAAAUGGAAAAUAAAAAAAGUA
This is a messenger RNA of Bicyclus anynana (squinting bush brown), 3493 nucleotides long. Its product is annotated as thioredoxin domain-containing protein 3 homolog. The coding region runs from base 686 to 2359 and encodes 557 amino acids. NCBI's taxonomy places the organism in Eukaryota, Metazoa, Arthropoda, Insecta, Lepidoptera, Nymphalidae. The record is from RefSeq and is a predicted model, not a curated record. The transcript is spliced from 10 exons.